Messenger RNA from Glarea lozoyensis ATCC 20868, 2466 nucleotides. RefSeq lists its product as uncharacterized. The transcript has 4 exons. Lineage: Eukaryota; Fungi; Ascomycota; Leotiomycetes; Helotiales; Helotiaceae. The coding region runs from base 1 to 2466 and encodes 821 amino acids. The record is from RefSeq and is a predicted model, not a curated record.
AUGCAUCUUCCAAAGCCUUCAGCUUUUCUGCUUAGUUGUAUCAGCACUCUUUUGGCCGUUUCAGUUGAGGCUUCGCCUUACUCAUCUGGAAACCUAACUUCAACAACAUCAACCAAGUCUUCGAGCUCUAGCACGACUUUGAACUCCACUACGACGUCAAUCACUUCGUCGAAAUCUUUGUCAUCUUCCUCAUCUCGCACUACCUCAUUCCAUCUGACCAAUUCAACAACUCGUUUGAGCACGCUCACUACCCCAACUCCAACACUAUCGUAUUCCAAGAAUACUACUUCCACUCGUUCAUCAUGGUAUACCGCGUCCAGAAAUACAACUGCUGCUUACGGACGCUCAACACCUUCUCCUGCUGUUCUUUCCCCAGGGCUUCCUCCACAUAUUGAUCCUUAUAACCCUGUUGUGUUGGAACCAAAAAAGAAUGUUUCACUGUUCUACUCGAGUCCUCCAGCAAAUAACAAUGCUUCCGAUGUCGCCGUUGCAAGCGUCGCCAUCCCUAAGAUGGCCUAUCCCGCCGUCGUCCUUGAUCACUCCGCUCUAGUAACUCAUGUCGAAUGUGACCUCUCAACACUUCGUCUGAAAUUCCUCCACCGCAACGCCCUUAACGCAGCCAAAGCAUCAUGGACUAUGCCAAAGUUCGUCAUGAUGGCCUUCCACGACAAAUGCGGUACCGCUGCUACAGACGGCGAGCGAGACUAUCUCCUAGUCCACAAACUCGACUUCGACCACAACGACCUCUCCGUUGCUGCAGGUAUCAAACACAUCGAUAUCAAAGAAGCCGUGGGCACAGAUAAUCCCAUCACCGUAGACAUGGGCUCCUACACACCGGCCAACGCCAGUGGAAACGUCGGGUUCGACACAACUGCGGCCCCUCCAAUCCCUAGCAACGGAACCUACACCAACAGCAGCAAACCCUCUCUCGACUUCGACGUCGCCCUGGACAACACAAUCGGCUACACCUCCCUCUCCACCCCUUUUCACACCCGUUUCAUCGGCCUCGACGAGCACCAACUCCUUCAAAUCCGCUCCUGGUGCCACAUCUGCGACAAAGUCGUCCACGCCGUCAAGAAAAUCGUCAACAAGUUCAUCCCCUCCUGGACCCUCACCCCCCUCAACAAAGACAUCAACGUCUCCAUCGGCGGCGGCAACGUCGCCACGCCCUGGAACAAAAAAGGGUACCAGCUCUACUCCAAAACCUCAGGCUCAAACUACAUCCGCCUCUACUGCGUCGACUGCGGCGUCUCGGGCGUCAUAAACGUCAAAGCAACAGUGACAUUCAACCUCAUCGGCAUCAUCUCCGCCGGGUCCUUCGCAGCAAACGGGCAUAUGGGUGCCGGCUUAGGUCUGGGUGUAGACGCACACUACGCGGCGUCGAUUCCGGCAUUCAAACACACACUGCUCGCCAUCCCGCUCAGCCCGUUCGCCAUCCCAGGCCUUAUCACUAUCGGUCCACAUCUCGAUCUCGCCGUCGGCGCCAACGCAGCGAUUAAUGCGGAUGGCAAGGCCUACGCGGGCGUCCGUCUCGAAUGGCCCGCCAUCCACGCGCAGCUGAAUCUCUUCAGCGCGCCCAGCGCAUCUGGGUGGACGCCGAGCGUGACGCAGGAUUUCCAGGCCGUCGGCACGGUGAGUUUGAGCGCGGAUGCGUAUGUCGAGGUGAGUAUCGGGUUUGGCGUGAGUUUGCUGAACGGGUUGAAGAGCUAUGGGGUUGCGCUGGUGGAGAAGCCGGAUUUGUAUAUCACGGGGAGUAGCGGGGUGGCGGGGUGUCAAGGGAUUAAGUUGACGGCGGGGUUUAAGAAUGAGGUUUAUGCGGAUAUACUGGGGAGUCAUAAGGGGAUUAGUACGUGGAAUGGUCCGAGUGCUAGUAAGUGUUUGGGGAGCGGGAAGAGGGAUGCGAUUCCUGCCCUGCCUGCACGAGCGGAAAUUAAUGGAAGGGAGGCGAGGAAAGUAAAGAUUGAGAGUGCGGAUGGAAGUAUUGGGAUGCAUUACGCGGAUAAUGGGAAUAUCUACGGGAUAUCGAAGACGAAUGGGAGUGUGGAUAUGUCAACUGUCGAUUUCUCCUCUCUCGACUCGGGAAUCAUAACAGGCGAUGCUACAUCCCGCGUCUUCCACGGCUACAACGACACGCUCUCUUCGAAAGGAAUCUCACGCUUCCGUCUCUCCCCCCUAUCACACAUCCCCAAAACAGCAGUUAUCUUAACACUCCAACCCUCAACCCCCACCACCUCCGACCACGUCCUGAUCGCCCUCGACGCCUCGCACAACGUCUUCUACCCCGUCCUCUGCACCUUCGGUGAGGUCGACUUCCCGAAACUAUUUCUGGUCAAGGAUCCGAACACAGGUGUUGCGGCGCUUUUGGAUGAGGCGAAUGUGGAAGGUGUUACAGGUGUGAAGCCUGAGGAUUGUGGGGUUGUUCCUUUGAUUGCAGCAGAUUUAUCAAAAUCACUAAAGGUCGCCUGA